Metarhizium acridum CQMa 102 is the source of this 3108-nucleotide messenger RNA. RefSeq lists its product as uncharacterized. The record is from RefSeq and is a predicted model, not a curated record. NCBI's taxonomy places the organism in Eukaryota, Fungi, Ascomycota, Sordariomycetes, Hypocreales, Clavicipitaceae.
AUGCUGCGACGCAAAAGCUCCCGAAGCACUUACCGGCGUCCCCUUGGCAGAAGCAAAUCCACCAGCUCUAUUGCCAGAAGAAGGGCUGAUUUUGUAGUUAAUAUUGAUGCAGCAUCUGCAGAACGAGAUGCCCAUAUUGCAGCCAACUUGUCUUACUAUCGCGCUCAUGGCCAUCACAGACAGGAUACACCGGGGGAAUGGCCAAGCCAAGGUUCACAUAAUCUGCUCCUUCGACGGAGCAAUACCGUCAACGGUCGACUAGAAGGUCCGCCAAACGGCAUUCCGAAGAGGAAACAGAGUGUAAGGUUCACUGGCCCCAAUGCCAGACCUCGGCGACAACUAGCUGCUCGAGCAAAGCCCGUGGUGCGCUCCAAUCCAUCGAAAGGGCCGACUUAUGCUACAGGAAGGCGAGAUAACGGCCGUCUUUCGCCUACGACAUCAAACUAUACGCAAUCCAUGGAAUCGAACUAUAAGCCUCGCACCAGCAACUCUUCAGUCAUCCAAACAAGUGGGUAUUUCCUCACGGAGCCUGCCAAUCUCACUCCCAUGCCGCCAUUUUUGGGAUCGCUCCGAAAAUCCAAGUCCAUGUAUAGCCAGUCCGCGGGUUCAGUGUCAGGAUACGACAACGAUCACGUUCGAGCUGACGGCCUGAAGCCACUGCCAACAACACCUCUAACCAUACAGUUUCAGGACAGGCAGAAUCAGACAAAGCGGUACUCCAUCAGGCGAAGUCUGCGCGCGCCAAAGUCCAUGAGCUAUCUCGAAUUCCAGACUACAAAGCCAUUGGCAGGAGGAGCUGAGAACAAACAUAACGGAUACUCUUCGCCAGAACAAGUGAUGCACUCGAAGGGUUCUUUUCGGCAUCUCAAGUCUCAUUCCUCAAUGUUCUUUCGGUCCAAGCAUCGACAGCAAGAGAGCUCAACAGGAUUGUCCAGGUCGCUGCGCAACAGCAGUGACAACAGCGCCGCGCUUUUCCCACCAUUUCCGGGACAUAGUAUUCCUCCCGCGAAGCAUACUGGGAUACGGUUCACAGCUAGACGAGUAUCGAGAAAGGUUCGAAAUAAACUGAGCAGACUUUUCGGUCGGUCAAAGAGUACGGACACAAGCGGAAACGACAUUGCAGUCGAUCCAUCCCAAGACACUGAUGGCGACAGCUUCCACCGGAGGAAUGACACCCCGCCGAUUGAAGAAGCUUCUAUGUCAAGAGUGACUUCUCAUGUCCCUUCACUUCAUGCGGUCCCGUCAUACCAGCAGAUGCGGUCACGUCAGGGAAGCUUGGAGAGCAUCUCGCAUGAGGAGAACAUCCCCGCUGACGACAAGUCCCGUGUGACUAGUUGGACAAACUCGUCAGCAAAUACUGUUAUGAAUUUUGGCGCGAAUGAAGAGCACGAGUACCAGCGUCUGUCUGUAAUCAAGGAAAAUGGCAUGCAUAUCCCAUCAUCUUCUCGCAUUCCAUUGGCGAAUCCUACUGUGCCAGGAAUGACAAUAAAUAGCCAGCGAGUGUAUUCGGCACUCAUGAAGAAGCUCACCAACACUCCCAAUAAUCCAGACGAGGUGCAGAACCGUGAAUCGACAAGACAGUCGUCGGCCGAGUCGGUGCCUCUCGGACAAAGCCCUGGUGAUCAUGGCAACUCACAACCAUGGUCUCCUCCGAUUAUUCGAUGCAUCGGGACAAGCGAUGAUGAUGUAUUUGAGGAUACCAAAGAAGUGAUUUCCUCGGACCUGUCAGAAGCAGGACAGGAUCUCAAAACCAGAGAAUCAUUUCGCAACAUGCCGAGGAAGCCGGCGUACAAGGCUUAUCCGAAUGCAUCUGCGGGUGAUGGAAAGGGGCUCUCACCGGCCAAGAUUCCUCUACCGGAGUCGGCGACGAAGCAGUCAUCUAUUCGUGCUGACAGAAAGUCAACGUUUUCUCCCAGUUCAGACAAUCACCUUUUCCGCACGACGAGUCCUUACCGUAGGGCAAUUCAACAAAGUAUGAAAGACUACCAAGAAUCAGAUCACACUCACGCCUUGGAUACCAGGUAUCUGAGUACUCUGUCUGCAUUGAGUCUACCUAGUCGACGCCCAAGCACUGUGGGAUCAGAAAGGGAUGUGCGCCUAACAUAUGCUGAGAGCUUUUACUCCUUCACGACCGAGGAAUUAACAACCGCCCGACCGGAUGGACUUGCAUCGCCUCCUCUUCGUAACGUUCGAAACGCUGUGGCGGGGGAUGUAACUGUGCCAGUUGAGUCUUUUGCCAACAUCGAAACACCAGUCCGCGGCCACGACAUUUCGGCAGCAAGUUCGGUAGAAUGGAAGGCCUGGCUCAGCGCCAAUAUGUCCAAGCUGGAAAAACCGCAUGCAGUGGUGAACUCUCAAUGUGAGGAGCAGCCAAGCAGUGCCGUGCCGCUUGCUGGGCACAUGAGAGAGAGUGCCGAGAUCGAAUCACCAGGUGAAACCCCCAAGACGGCAGCAACAGGUACAGGAGAGGAGCUUCCGGGCCGCGUUGUCAGCUCACAUGCUCUUGGAGCACGUCCAUCGCCACCGACUCGGACUGGAAGUCCUCUCAAGCCUACAGAGGGGACAGCCGGACCCAAUAAGAGGGACAGGGUUCAACAUUCUGCAUCGCCAAGCGUCCCAUCCAGCCCGCUCCGGCAUACCCCUUGCUCGACGACCUCCUUGACCAAAGUAGACAAUGAUAAUACUCCAAAUUCAAGCGACUGUCGGCCAGGCCUGUUGAGAAUGAGGUCUGUGAACACAGUCCCUACGCCGGCACCGCAAUCACAUGAUGGACUACCCUGGAAGCGAUGCGAUCAGGAAAACUCAAGAAGUGGACCACCUAUCAUGCCCAGAGCGACGCCAGGGCUUUCAGCUAUACCUCAGCGAGCAGCUAGUGGUAAAGGGAGUUCGCCGGGAAAGUUGGGUACUGGUGCCUCGACAUCCCCGCGCACACCGGAAGGGUCGAUGCCCGUAUCAAAUAGCCCAUUGGAAACAACCAAGUCCGAGUGGGACGCCCAGAUCAGAGGAAGUAGGCGAAUGGUUGAUUUGUUUUUGAGCAGUCGUCGAAAGGCGAUCCAUGGGACGACGUCGAGGAAUGGGAGCGAAAGCUUUUCGACGGCAUUUCUGUAA